Messenger RNA from Salvia miltiorrhiza (redroot sage), 1616 nucleotides. RefSeq lists its product as uncharacterized. The record is from RefSeq and is a predicted model, not a curated record. The coding region runs from base 145 to 1329 and encodes 394 amino acids. The transcript is spliced from 9 exons. NCBI's taxonomy places the organism in Eukaryota, Viridiplantae, Streptophyta, Magnoliopsida, Lamiales, Lamiaceae.
UGGAAACUAUAAAUAGAAUAUUUUUGGUAAGCCCGGCCCAGUUUACGCCCCUAUAAAAUUCCUUCGCUUAAACCUCGUCUCGAAAAGCUGAAUAAAAGUAACUUUUUUUCUCGUUUUCUCUCUCUCUCUCUCGCUCGCCUAGCCAUGGAAGCUCUGUCGAGUUCCGCUUUGCAAAUUAAGAAGUUUUCUGAUAUGUCAUCGGGAAUUCAGACUGCUAAAACCAGCAACAAGCAUUGUGCUUUUUUGAGAGUCUCUCCAAGCUCCAAUAAAACGCAGUCGUUGCGACGUGUUUCUCGAGUUUCGGCGCUAGCGCGGGAAGUAUCUGAUGACGGUAGCGGCGGCGAGGACGACAGCCGCUUGGAUAACGAUAAUGGCGUAUUGCGUCUGGCAUCCGAAGAAACUCUCUCUCUGUCUCAGGGUAAUUCAUCAGAUCUCCAACAAAGUAGUGUACCGGAUAUAAAUUUGACGACACCUCCUCUUAUGGGCUCAUAUGGAACUACAAGUGGGGGAGGUACAAGAGCUGGGCUUUUCAGGACGCCUAUAUCUGGAGGAGUGCAAAGUGCCACCUCUGCUCAUGGCUUACCAAGACCAGCCCUAGCGGUCCGAAAUUUAAUGGAACAGGCUAGAUUUGCUCACCUGUGUACUGUGAUGUCACGCAUGCACCACCGCCGAGAGGGUUAUCCAUUUGGCUCACUCGUAGAUUUUGCUCCGGAUCCUAUGGGACAUCCAAUAUUUUCAUUCUCACCGUUGGCUAUACACACUAGGAACUUGCUAGCCGAUCCAAAAUGCACACUAGUUGUGCAGACUCCUGGAUGGAGUGGCUUGUCAAAUGCACGGGUCACAAUCUUUGGUGACGUAUACCCUCUCCCAGAGGACCAGCAGGAAUGGGCUCAUAAACAAUACAUAGAGAAACACCUACAGGGACCUUCUCAGCAGUGGGGAAAUUUCUACUAUUUUCGGAUGCAAAACAUAAGUGAUAUAUAUUUCAUUGGAGGCUUUGGAACUGUUGCUUGGGUCGACGUUAAAGAAUACGAAGAACUUAGACCUGAUAAAAUUGCUGUCGAUGGUGGUGAACAGAAUCUAAAGGAACUAAAUGCAAUCUUCUCAAAGCCCUUGAGAGAGCUUCUAUCCAAAGAAACUGAGGUGGACGAUGCGGCUUUCAUAUCGAUAGACAGCAAGGGUGUCGAUAUUCGUGUCCGCCAAGGCGCCCAGUUCAACGUUCAAAGGAUCUCGUUUGAAGACGGGCAGAGCGUCGAGACGCUAGAGGAGGCAAAGAAGGCACUUUGGAGACUCAUGAAUGGAGGCCAGAUGCACAAUCUGCAAAAAUGAUAUCUGCAAAAAUGAUCGCUUUUAUCGCGCAGUCUAUGCGCACCUCGAAGAGCGACUGCGUGUGCAUGGAUAACCACAAUAAGAUUUUAUUGCCUUUUUUUUUCUCUCUUUUCUAUUUUUCAUAACCUGACUGCUUGAGGUAAAUCAUGGUAGAAUUAGUGGUUGAAGAAACAUGAAUCAAAGCAGCAGCAGCAGCAGCUAACUUAUUUUGCAUUUUGUUCUUCAACGAAGUGCCCACGUUGGGUGUAUAGGAUAAGAUUCAGUCGAAUAAACUAAUAUUUAUCUCA